ACCGCUCCUUGCUAUCUAUCAACCAGACUAAUACUGUGCCUAUGCGCGCUGUGUUUUGGUUUUAAUCUGUUCUUUGAUUUGAGAUCUGUGUACGGAAGGAUGGAUAGGGCAGACAUAUCUAGUUUCACUGCUGAGGGAAUACUUGCAAAGGCAGCUUCACUUUCCAAUGAACCGCUCGUCCGUUCUUGGGAACUUGAACCAAAACUGAAAAGCCUGCAUCAAACAUUAGCCAUGAUUCAAGAUAUCACGCGUGAAGCUGCUGAGCAACCACAAGAUCCGCGUGAGGCAGUGGCGUCGUGGGUGCAGAAACUUAAAGACGUAGCCAAUGAUGCUGAUGAUGUCUUGGAGGAAAUCAACUAUGAAGUUCUCCGCCAUAAGCACGAAAUACAAAACCAUCUGAAGAGAAAGGUACUCAACUUCUUUUCACUCUCUAAUCCGGUUGCACUUCGUCUUAAAACAGCACUUAAAAUUAAAAGCAUCAACGCACUGUUGGUGGAUCUCGCCAGUCGGGCAUCUUCUAUGGCACUAUUUUCCAAAAAUAUAGAUGCAAGUUCUCAAGCAAUGAAAUCGAGGAGAGAAACCAAUUCAUCAAUUGGCAAUGAAAUCAUCGUUGGCGGAGAUGAUGCCGUGUCAAACAUAGUUGCAACCUUGACCAACUCAAAAGAUGAAGAAAAUCUUUCUGUCAUGGCCAUUGUGGGGAUGCCAGGCUUGGGAAAAACUACUUUGGCCAAGUUGGUUUAUAAUGAAGAUGCGAUAAGUCAACAGUUCGAUAAGAAAAUAUGGAUAUAUGUAUCCAAUACAUUUGAUGCCGAUUUAAUUUUGAGUCGAAUCUUAGAAUGUGUUAACUGCGGAACGGUUGAUAUACAAAGUCAGGAGGCAGUGCUUAAAAGCCUCCAAGAACAGUUGACGGAGAAAAGAUGUCUUCUUGUACUUGAUGACGUUUGGAAUGAAAAUUCUGAAGAAUGGAGCAAAUUGAUGAUUUGUUUGUCAGAACUUCAUUUUGCACGGGGGAGCACCAUACUUGUCACUACACGCAGUUCCAAAGUUGCAACAAUUACGGGAACACUUCCUCACUAUGAUUUGGGAUUUCUAUCGGAAGACGAAUGCUGGUCCAUAUUGAAGGGAAGAGCAUUUGUAGAUAAUACUGCUCCUACAGAUCCUGAUCUAGAGAAAAUUGGAAGAGAGAUUGCCAAAAAGUGUGCAGGUUUACCAUUUGUGGCAAAGGUUUUCGGAGGAAUGUUGCGUUCUAAGAAUGGUGCAGAUCAAUGGUCAGCAAUUCUACAAAGUAAAAUAUGGGACUCUCCAGAAGCAAAAGAGAUUAUCAUCUCGGAAUUGAAGUUGAGUCUGGAUAAUUUGAAACUCCCGUUUUUGAAACAAUGCUUCACUUACUGCUCAAUGUUCAAGAAAGGAUCUGAAAUCGAAAGGGAUGACCUAAUCCAACUGUGGAUGGCUCAAGGAUUUCUUCACCCCUCUUCCGAGAAUAUUGAUAUGGAGAUGGAGGAUAUCGGCAUUGAGUAUUUUCAUAUUUUGUUGCAAAACUUCUUAUUUCAAGAUCUUACGAAGGAUGAAUUUGGUGGUGUUGCCAAAUGCAAGAUGCAUGUUCUUGUGCAUGAUUUUGUAGAACUUGUAUCAAAAUGUGACAGCGCAACUUCGGAUUCUAAUGAGAUGGUCGGAACACUGAAGAUUCGACAUGCUUCACACAUUCCUACUUCGGUUUUGCAAUCAAUUUCGAAAACAAGUUCAAGGGGAUUGCGCUCAUUGUUUUCUAAUAGUGAAGUUCCCAGUAACAUGUUGCCAAGGUAUAGAGGUUUACAUGUCUUGAAUCUUUACGACACUGAUAUUACGGAGCUGCCUAUUUCAAUUGGGAAACUGAAGCAAUUGAGGUACUUAAACGUUUCUAGAACAAAGAUUGAAGCACUCCCCAAAUCAGUCGGCAAGCUGCAUAACUUACAGACAUUAAGAAUGGAGCAUUGUAGACGUCUGAAGGUGUUUCCUAUGGAAAUGGGAGAUUUGAUCAACUUGAGACACAUCUAUUUUGGUCCUGUCCAAAAAAAGAAACGUGCUAAUUUUGGUUGGUACAGGGAAUCUCAUGUUAGGGUUGGGCAAUUGACUAGUCUUCGAACCAUGCCUUAUUUUAUUGUGAGUCCUGAUGGAACCGGUCGUGGAAUUGAGGAAUUGGCUGGCUUAAACCACUUGAAAGGUGAGUUGGCUAUUUAUGAUCUGGAACAUGUGAGGGAUGGAGAAGAAGCGAAGAAAUCAAAUUUAGUUGGGAAGAGAAACAUACGAAAGUUAUCACUUAUAUGGGGUGAGGAAAUGAGGCCAUGCAACAACAGUGAAGAGGAUGUUCUCCAAGGCCUCCAGCCGCACCCUAAUCUUGAAAUUUUAGAGAUUCGCAAUUUCAUGGGUGCUCAAUUUCCAUCUUGGAAGCCACACAACAACUUGAAAGAGAUUCGAUUAUUUCAGUGCGAUGUAUGUGGGGAAGCCCCUAUGCUUGGCCAUCUACCUAGUCUUAUGCAUCUUGAGUUUAAUACAAUGUGCAAUCUAAAACGUUUGGGAGAUGAGUUUUAUGGCAUUGAUGAUGCAAUGAAGACCAAGGCUUUGUUUCCUACAUUGAAGACAUUUAGAAUUAUUGCGGCCCUAAAUCUGACCGAAUGGAUUGAACCACCAGUGGUGAAAGAAGAACAAAUAUCGGUGUUUCCUUGCCUUGAGGAGUUGGAUCUCGUGGAGUGUCCACAAAUAAGAAAAUUUCCUGAUCAUUUUGCAUCCCUUCGUAAGUUGGAGGUGAGUAUUUGUCACGAGCUAUCAAACCUAACAAGUCUGGUAGAAAAGUGUGCCUCUCUUCAGAAUCUGGAAAUAUGCAGCUGCGACAAACUCAGAUCCCUUUCAUUAUUUGGUUUGACAUCCAUCCGGAAAUUGUUGUUUAGUUCACGUGGUGGUAAAUUAACAACAACCAGCCAGCAUAGUGGACCAGAAUUGUACACUGGAGUUUCUCUUGAGGAGUUGUCCAUAAAAUGUCCAUCUCUUGAAAAUUUGGGAAUAAGCCGCUGUGAUAGUCUGAUAUCCAUUUCAGUUCACGGUGUAACAUCCCUUCGAGGAUUGGAGAUUAGUUCAUGUGGUGGAUUAAUAUCAAUGGACCUGCAAAGUCUACCAGAAUGCUAUAUCCCUCUACAGGUGUUGUCUUUAAGGUCGUGCAGAAGUCUAGAGUCAAUUUCAGGCUUACACGGAUGCACAUCCCUCCGUGAAUUGACCAUUGAAGAUUGUGAUGGACUAAAAACUUAUGGGCUUGAAUCUUGCACUUCUAUUCGUGCACUGGGUGUCGACGAUUUUCUACAAUUGAGGCAGCAUGCAGCUGAUGGGUUAGACAUGUCUCUUAUUGAGGAGUUGACCAUUUAUAAAUCCCCCAAGUUAAUAAGCAUUUCAAAUCACGGUCUAACGACACUCCGCAAACUGGUACUUAUUGCAAGUUGUGUACCGGAAUUGUCUAUCGGCAGCAGUACUACACUGGAGGAGUUGUCUUUACAGGAUUGUACAUCCCUUGGUUCAUUCUGUAUCGACAAAUGCGAAUCUCUGAGGCAUGUUUCGGUUGAUGGGCUAGAAACACUCGCUAUUCUUGAGGAGUUGACUAUAAGGAAUUGUCCUAGUCUAACAUUCAUUCCAAUCAUUCCAUGUCUUCGAGGAUUAGUGAUUGAGGGUUGUGAGAAGCUUUCAAGUUUGCCGAGUGGGUCGAAACUUGAGAGGGUUAAAAUAAGUGGUAGCCCCAACCUACCAUCCAUUCCAAUCACACCAUGUCUCCGAGAAUUGGUGAUUGAGGGUUGCGAGGAGCUUUCAAGCUUGCCGAGUGGGUCGAAACAUUGCGACUCACUUGAGAGGGUUAAAAUAAGUGGUAGCCCCAACCUACCAUCCAUUCCAAUCGCACCAUGUCUUCGAGAAUUGGUGAUUGAGGGUUGCAAGAAGCUUUCAGACUUACCAAGUGGGUUGAAACAUUGCAACGCACUUGAGAGAUUGAAAAUAAGUGGUAGCCGAAACUUAGUACGUAUUCGAAUUUCAGAUGUAUUCCCGCCAUCCCUUGGGCAAUUUAUAAUUGAAGAUUGUGCUCAACUAUUAAGCCUGAAAGGCCGUCAUGAAUCUCUUGAGGAGUUGAGUAUUGUGAAUUGCCCCAUGCUAAGAUGGAGUUCAGUUGCCGAUAAGGGGAAGAGUCUGACCGCCCUCCGGAGAUUGGUUAUUGCAAGUUGCAGCGGACCAGAAUUGAACAUUGACUCUAUCAGUACUCUUGAGGAGAUUUCUUUACGCGAUUGCACCUCCCUUGUCGUGUUGGAAGUUUUGUGGUGCGAUAAUUUGAUAUCUCUAGCAAAUGUCGAUGUAACUAGCUUGCAAUCUCUGUCCGAGUUAAGUAUAGAUUCUUGUGAGAAAUUACAAUACUUGCCGACGGGUCUACACACUCUGACUCGUUUGAAGAAAUUAUCGAUUGGUGGGUUGUGGGAGGAGCUCGAUUCUUUCCCGGUUCCGCAAAUUCCAUCAUCAGACUCGUUAGAAUUCUGCGGGUGGCCUAAGCUCAAGUCUCUGCCUCAAGUAAUUCAUCACUCGACUAGUCCUGUAACAAAGCUAACAAUAGAUCAUUGUGAUGGGCUGGAGACUCUUCCAGAGUGGUUGGGUGACCUUACAUCUCUUACCCAACUGGGGAUUAACAAUUGCAAGAAUCUCAAGUCUCUGCCUUCCGCCCAAGCUAUGCAACGCCUCACCAACUUAAAACAUAUAUGGAUUGAUAAAUGUCCCUUUCUGAAGGAAAGAUGCGCCAGGGGUACAGGCACAGAGUGGCCCAAGAUUUCUCAUAUUCCGGUAGUCACAACACACUGAGCAAUUAGUAUGCGGCUUGUGGAGAUUGUAGGACAUCAGAAGCGAAGUUAGCUUAGGAGCUUAGGUGCAACUCAGAAAAGUUUGUCUAUGGAUCCUUCAUCAAUUUAUGGACAAACAAGCAAUUUUACAGUCAAAAUUUGGACUGAGCAGUGCAGGUGACAACACCUGACUGUCAGAUACGGCUCCUUUCUUCCUUCAGGAUUGAAUCAAGCCUCAAGGCAUUACAGGUCUUCCUUUGAAGGGUUGGCCUUUAACUACUACAUACUACAGGGAAUCAACCAAUACGACAGAAUUUGGGUGUACAAAUGCAGAAGCCAAAUCUUCAGACCCAAAUCAGUUCUUUUUGGCAUCUCAACAACAGCAGGUUUUGGCACAAGCUCAGGCACAAAAUAACGUUGGAAGUUCAACAAAUUAUGGAGAUAUGGAUCCUCGCAGAUUUUCUGGACUGCGUAGGGGUAGCUUGAAUGCAAAAGACGGCCAGUCUACCAGAAAUGAUGGAUCUAUGUCCUCUCCAGUUUUAUCAAGUUCACCAAAGAUAAAAAUGGCACAGAUGCAGCACCCUUCCUCUCAACAGCAUGAACAAUUGCCACAGUAGCAACUGCAACAGGUUGUGCAUAAUUAUGCAGACUUAAACUUUGUACUCUUUCUGUAUGUCCUUGGUUAGGGAUCCAAGUUAGUUAUCACAGAUGUUCGAUUUAGACCAAAUUCAUCUCACCUGGCAACAGCUUCAGUUGACAAAUCUGUACGAUUGUGGGAUGCAGUCAAUGUAAUUGUCUUUACUCUCUUUUAUGCAUGGUCUGAGCUGAUACAACCAGGAUGUACCUCAAUACGUUUAUAAUUUCAAGAUUUUUUUAUUCAUUUGUAAUUUUUAGUUGUUAGAACGUUCUAACGUGCAUUUUCAUUGUAGCAUUGUUGACUUAUUAAUCUUAUCGUGGCAGCCAAACUAUUGUUUACAAGCA
Molecule: messenger RNA, 5813 nt
Organism: Pyrus x bretschneideri (Chinese white pear)
Lineage: Eukaryota; Viridiplantae; Streptophyta; Magnoliopsida; Rosales; Rosaceae
Product: putative disease resistance protein RGA1
Exons: 4
Coding region: 100-4854 (1584 amino acids)
Biological process (GO): defense response to fungus
Molecular function (GO): ADP binding
Source: RefSeq, a predicted model, not a curated record